Messenger RNA from Nymphaea colorata (pocket water lily), 333 nucleotides. RefSeq names its product small polypeptide DEVIL 19-like. The record is from RefSeq and is a predicted model, not a curated record. NCBI's taxonomy places the organism in Eukaryota, Viridiplantae, Streptophyta, Magnoliopsida, Nymphaeales, Nymphaeaceae. The transcript has a single exon. The coding region runs from base 82 to 225 and encodes 47 amino acids. Gene Ontology annotation, biological process: negative regulation of cell population proliferation.
UUAAGGGGCUCACACAGGGAAGGAGAAGAGAUGUUGGUCUACCUACCCACAUCUAAUUAAGACUAAGUCUUACUAAGCAAUAUGGCGAUGGGUUCGAGCGCCACGAAGCGCAGCUGUUUCACCCGGCGCUGCGGCCGCCUGGUCAAGGAGCAACGGGCUAGGCUUUACAUUCUCCGCCGGUGCGCCACCAUGUUAGUGUGCUGGUACAUCCAUGGAGAUGACUGAUCCAAUGGGGCUUCCUUGUAAAGAUCACGAUCAGGACACAUACAUGUGGUAGGCUAGGCAUACAUACAAAAAUGAAGCCAGUUGCAGAGUUUUUGGUCGUCUUUUUUU